Apiotrichum porosum is the source of this 1026-nucleotide messenger RNA. RefSeq lists its product as uncharacterized. Gene Ontology annotation, molecular function: glycine transmembrane transporter activity. Gene Ontology annotation, biological process: glycine import into mitochondrion. Gene Ontology annotation, cellular component: mitochondrion; mitochondrial inner membrane. The coding region runs from base 1 to 1026 and encodes 341 amino acids. The record is from RefSeq and is a predicted model, not a curated record. The transcript is spliced from 6 exons. NCBI's taxonomy places the organism in Eukaryota, Fungi, Basidiomycota, Tremellomycetes, Trichosporonales, Trichosporonaceae.
AUGGCCGUGCCCGUCGUUGCUGCAGCUGUGAACGCUUCGCCCACCGUCGCCUCACCAGCGGAGCCCAUGUCGAAGGCCCAGCUGAAGGCCCAGCACCACCUCAUGUCUGGUGGACUUUCAGGACUCACAUCGGCGGUGUGUCUCCAGCCUCUCGAUCUGCUCAAGACGCGACUCCAACAGCAGGGCACUGUUAAUGGGCAGAAGCGACACCGCCUUCUCCCUGUCGUCCGUCAAGUGCUCCGCGACGAUGGCAUCUUCGGUCUCUGGCGCGGAACAGUGCCGACAAUUGCACGAAACGUCCCGGGCGUCGCCAUGUACUUUUACAUGCUGUCUUCGUUCCGCUACGAAAUGGCCAAGAUGCCAAUGUUUGCCACGACGGUCGAGACGACUUCGAAAGAUGGCAAACAGCGGAGCGCACUGACCAAGUUGUCCUCGGGCGGCAACUUGGUAGCGGGUGCUGUUGCGCGCACAAGUGUUGGCUUUGUGCUCAACCCUAUCACCGUGAUCAAGGCGCGGUACGAGUCCAAUGCCUACAACGAGUACCGCUCCUUGGGAGGAGCCCUGCGCAAUCUCUUCGCUACCGCCGGCGUGCGCGGUCUCUUCCAGGGCUUUACAGCGACGGCAGUCCGCGAUGCUCCGUACGCGGGUCUCUAUGUCGUCAUUUACGAAAAGUGCAAGGAGCUUGCAACAUUGACACUCCGCCCCGACCUGGCGGUUCCCAACGCGGCAUUGCACUCGGGAAGCGCCGUGACCGCUGCCAUGCUCGCUACAGUCCUCACUUCGCCGGCAGACUGUGUCAAGACGCGCAUGCAAGUAGCGCCCAAGGAGAACCCCAAUAUCCGUCGGGCGAUUGGACAUAUCUGGACUGAUUCCGGUAUGAGAGGCUUCUUCGCCGGCUCAUCAUUGCGUAUCUCGCGCAAGGCCGCCUCGUCAGCGAUUGCGUGGACAGUGUACGAGGGCCUGUUGCUGGUCUUCCACGCAAGAGAGAAACGCCACAAGGCAGAGGCCGCAGCGCCGACCGCGUGA